Messenger RNA from Quercus lobata, 1284 nucleotides. RefSeq lists its product as uncharacterized. The transcript has a single exon. The coding region runs from base 1 to 1284 and encodes 427 amino acids. Gene Ontology annotation, molecular function: nucleic acid binding; RNA-DNA hybrid ribonuclease activity. Lineage: Eukaryota; Viridiplantae; Streptophyta; Magnoliopsida; Fagales; Fagaceae. The record is from RefSeq and is a predicted model, not a curated record.
AUGACUGCCGCCUUGAAUCGAUUUAUCUCCCGGUCAGCUGAUAGGUGCAGACCCUUUUUCCUUUUACUACAUAAAUGGAAAGGAUUUGAGUGGACCGAGGAAUGUGCUGUAGCAUUUCAGCAGUUGAAAGAGUACCUAUCUCGGCUGCCUAUCAUGUCCAGUCCUGAGGUGGACGAGGUCCUGUUCGCUUACCUGGCAGUUGCCUCUCAUGCAGUUAGUUUUGUCUUAAUACGAGAGGACAGUGGCGUUCAAAGACCAGUUUACUACGUAAGUAAGUCACUUCAUGAAGCCGAAGUGCGAUACUUAUCGCUAGAAAAGGCCAUCUUGGCAGUGGUCCAUGCAACACAUAAACUCCCACAUUAUUUCCAGGCACACACCGUAGUAGUUCUAACUCAGCUACUGCUCAAAUCCGUACUUAGAAGUGCAGAUUAUGCGGGAAGGAUUGCUAAGUGGGGCACGAUCCUAGGGGCUUUCGACAUCAAGUACAUGCCUCGCACCUCCGUGAAAGGCCAGGUCCUUCCCAAUUUAGUAGCCGAGUUCACUGAACUCCCAAAAGAAGCUGAAAUGAAGCAAUGUGACAUGGAUGAAAAGUCGAUUGGCUUGAUCUCCACACAAGACGCCUUAUCCUGGAAAGUAUAUAUGGACGGAGCGGCAAACCAACGGGGAGCAGGAGUGGGGCUAGUUCUGGUAUCCCCCGAAAAGAUCAUCAUUGAGAAGUCCUUGAGGCUAGGAUUCUCAGUUACGAACAAUGAAGCAGAAUAUAAAGCUUUGCUGGUGGGAAUGAAUAUGGUCCAGAAAAUGGGUGGAAAGGCAGUGGGAGUAUUCUUGGAUUCAAGAUUGAUAGUCGGCCAAGUGAAAGGGGAACUGGAAGCUCGAGAUGUAAGAAUGCAGGAAUAUUUGAGUCAAGUUAGACGUGUACAAACGAAAUUUGAAUCUUUUGACUUGAUACAUAUUCCUAGAGGUGAAAAUACCCAUGCAGAUUCCUUGGCAACCCUUGCCACCUCCUCAGUACGGAAUUUGCCCCGGGUGAUAAUCGUUGAGGAUUUGUGCACCCCCACCCCAAUGAGGAAGGACGUGCUCCAGGUUCAUCAAGUCAACCUAGCGCCGAGCUGGAUGGAUCCCAUACUGAAGUUCCUCGAAAGCGACACAUUGCCUGAGGAGAAAAUGGAAGCCGAGAAAAUAUGGAGGAAAGCCCCUCGGUUUUGGUUAUCCGAGGACAAAAAGUUGUAUAAACGCUCUUUUUCUGGGCUAUGUCUGCUUUGUAUACAUCUCGAGAUGUCAUAG